CUGCAGCCAAUCAGCGGCAUUCAGGGACACAUGAACGGUGUGAAUCUCCACCGAACAGGCUCAAGGAACAAAGGAUCCCAGCCGCCCUCCGCUAACAAAACCCUUCUUUCUCUCCGCGUAUGUGCACUUUUUCCUGGUUUAUAAUGCGUCAUAAUUUGGACACGACUCGGUAAAAAGUGUACGUAAUUCCUGGCGUGUUGUCCCGUCGUUAUAGGAAGAAGAGAAGAAGAGAAACUUGGCUUCGCGGCGCGGUUGGGGAGUACGUUUGCUCGUUUGCUUGGAAUCUUUUCCUUGGAUUCGCGGACUUAAAGGCAACGCGUGACGCUCGCUGCUUUGAUACUGUGACCUUUGACCCCGUGACUGAGCAGAGAUGCCGAUUUCUCAUGAGCUUUGGACUCGGAUGGAUUAGGAGGUCCAUCAAACCCCCAGCCUCUCUGUGCUCCCUGCCCUUUCCAAAGAGGGAGCUCCCGUGUUGCUUCCGUGCCCAUGAGGUAGCGUCCGGACUGGGCCUGCUCCCCUCAUCGCUGUCCCUGGUCCCUCCAUCAGCUCCACCCAUCACCCCACCUCUCCUCACCCAUCUCCAGCCAUGGGACAGAAGAUUUCAGGCAGCAUCAAAUCCGUAGACGUGCGCGGUGAGCCUUCGUAUCGUCCCGUACGGAGAGAGCUACGCGGUCCCGAUUUCUGCCGACCUCCCCGAUUGGACUUACUUUUGGACAUGCCUCCCGCUAGCCACGAAAUCCAACUCAAACACGCGUGGAACCCAGACGAUCGAUCGCUUAACAUUUUCGUGAAGGAAGACGAUAAAUUGACUUUUCACCGGCACCCCGUAGCCCAAAGCACGGACUGUAUCAGGGCGAAAGUUGGAUUUUCAAGAGGUUUGCAUGUUUGGCGAAUUAACUGGCCCGCAAGGCAACGAGGUACGCACGCAGUAGUCGGAGUAGCCACAGCGGAGGCGUCGCUCCAUUCGGUUGGAUAUACGGCUUUAGUUGGCUCGGACUCGGAAUCUUGGGGUUGGGAUUUGGGUCGGAAUAGACUUUAUCACGACGGGAAAAACAGACCAGCUUCGACGAUGGCUCCUACUUAUCCGUGUUUCUUGGAGCCAGAUGAGUCAUUUGUGUUGCCGGAUUCGCUUACGGUGAUUUUGGACAUGGACGAAGGCACGCUAAGCUUUAUGGUGGAUGGACAGUAUCUGGGCGUGGCGUUCAGAGGGCUAAAGGGGAAGAGGCUGUACCCCAUCGUGAGCGCCGUUUGGGGGCACUGCGAGGUCACCAUGCGCUACAUCAAUGGACUGGAUCCGGAGCCCCUCCCCCUCAUGGACCUCUGCAGACGAGUGGCCCGCGUUGCCCUGGGACGAGACCGAAUUCACCACAUCGACACCCUCCCUCUGCCCCAGACGCUCAAAAACUACCUCCAGUACCAAUGAAUACGUUCUAUAGCAAUGAUACAGGACGCAAGAUGGACCUAUCUGCUCAAACCAGCUGGGACUGCGCUGAAAACACGACAGAACACACAGAACAGUUGCAAAAAAUUAUUUCGUUUACAAGAGUUGAGAUUUUGGAUUUUUUUUUUUUUUUUUUUUUAAUCUGCAUAUUUUUUCUUAUUUUUAAACUUUGCUUUCUUGCUGCGCUAGCAAGGCGGAGAAGCUAAAGGGCCCAUAUUACUCUAUUUUCUGAUCUAUGUUAUAAUGUUUCCUCAUCAAAAACAUAACCGGAGUUGUUUUGUUUUUCUCACAUGUUUAACACACAACACUCUGUUCCACCUUGUGAUGUCAUAAUACAGGAAGUGCUCCACUGUGUUUUUAAACUCCACACACCUUCACUAGAAUCAUUUGGAUGAUUUCAGUCCUGGAAUUGCCAACUAAAGGUAAAAGGUAGCUGUUAGCUUGAAAACUACCACUUCAUGACAUCACAAGGUGGAACAGACCAUUUUCAGCUUUGGAAAUGAAGACAGCCUAAUAAUGCAGGAUUUCUCAAACAUGUGAAUGAAAUGAACAUAGCUCCAGGGAUGUUUUUGAUGAGGUAACAGCAUUAUAACUUGACUUAAAGCUCACAAGAGUCACUUUUGUGUAAUACAGGACCUUGAACCAUGAGAUUAAAGUGUUGCAAUGCAGUUUAGUGAAUACAAGCCUUAUGCACAAAAUCCGUUCAUGUUUAUGGAUAUAUACAAGAAAAUGGAAAGUAAAAUGCACUAUUUUGGUUCAGAAACGCAUUACAUACAAAGGCAUUAUGGGUUAGAUGAACGCGAGGGUCUCUUUGUGCAGUAAUGCAGACACAACAUGGGAUUGCACCUUAUUUACAAAAAUCAAAAACAUUGGGACACUGUAAAUUAACAGAAGUGAAUACUGCCAUUUUUAAGUAUUAAACUCAUUUAUAUUGUUAAAAAUUGAACAAAGUUGUCACAUUUUGAUGGUAGCAAAAGGCUUAUUUCCAAUCCCAAAUAUUAACAAAAUGAUAAGAUUUAUUUUACUACUACUUUUUCCGCCCCCUAGUGGUUAUAAUUAGAUGGGCUGCUGUCACCGCGUAUGAUGUAUUUUUAAAUAUUAAAUUAUGAAUGUCUUAGUCUUAAAUAUUGUUUUUAAGUACAUAAGAACCCCAACUUUGAUUAACAGUUGGGAUUAGUGAACAUUUUGACAUUCUGCAGUCGAUUAUAGUGUCAUGUGCUAACGAUAUAAUUGUGAUUUUAUUACAUUUACAGAUGCUUUUAAUUGUAUCUUUUAAUUUUCAGUGUCCCAACUUUUUAGAAAUUAGUUUAAUCAUUGUUUUCGAAUCUUCCUAAUCUUGAAACAUUUGCGUCUUGGCCUGCUAAUGUGCCUGAGACAUGAACUCAACCCAAAGCACAGUACAGUAUCACCAGAACAUAAACACUACAUGCUUUUAAGUGCUGCUUUUCUUUCUUCCACCAUUUGGCCUCUUGAGUUUUUAUCAUCUACUUUGGAAAAUGGUCUUAGGAGAUUUUUUUUGUCAUUUUUUUUCUAUGUAUUUUGAGAUUUACGCGGGGUCCAGAGGGGGUCUCGCAGAUUCAAGAAUGUGCUGCCAUGAGAUCUUUUAAUGUGAAGAAUAAACUUGGCUAAACUUGU
This is a messenger RNA of Periophthalmus magnuspinnatus, 3076 nucleotides long. Its product is annotated as SPRY domain-containing SOCS box protein 4-like. The record is from RefSeq and is a predicted model, not a curated record. Gene Ontology annotation, cellular component: SCF ubiquitin ligase complex. Gene Ontology annotation, molecular function: protein binding. Gene Ontology annotation, biological process: proteasome-mediated ubiquitin-dependent protein catabolic process; intracellular signal transduction. The coding region runs from base 587 to 1423 and encodes 278 amino acids. Lineage: Eukaryota; Metazoa; Chordata; Actinopteri; Gobiiformes; Gobiidae. The transcript has 4 exons.